UUGACGUUUUUGACAUUUGCUGUUUGUCAUGGAUGAUAGACAUCUGUAGUCACACAUAUGCGUCAGUAAGCAAUGUGUAUAUAAUGUUUUUAAGUUCUAGAAAACUAUAAUUGCAAUGAUAAUUCAUUUUCUAAACGAGAAAAUUAAUUAAGCUAUAGAGUAAAUUAAGAAAGUAUUUAUUAUAUAUUUUAAAAUGAAUAAAGAAGAGGAUGAAUGUUCAGUAAUUGAACCAAAAGCUGAUGAAACUUCGAUAACAAAAUUAAAUAAUUGUGUACAUGAAAAACAUUCUUCAAAGGUUCGUCGACGAAAUGUGAUAGAAAAAAUUAGUUCUUCAUUAAUAAAAGAAAAUGACUUUAAUUACAAUAAUAAAAGUAUUGAGUUCUCGUUAGAUACAGAAAAAGCAUGGAUUAAUGGUAUUCCGGAAUUACCAGAAAUUUUGAAUAUUGAUUCACCAGAAAAGUUUACCGAAAGAGAACGAAUGAAGAUAAAAGUAAUACAAGGAACUAUUAUUAAAUCAAAUCUCACUUUUGGUAAACUCAAAUUACUAAGUACCAGUUCUGAAGGAUUAGUUAUUGAUGAUAUACGGAGAAUUCUAUGGCCACAACUACUAAGAUUACCUGAUAAGGAAAUGCCAAUUGUAGACGAAUUGGAAACAGUACAUAAAUGCAUUCCUUGUGAAGUUUAUCAACAAGUCUUAAAAGAUGUUGCACGAAGUGGAGGACAUCUUUUUCCUGAUGCAACCGAAGAAGAAAUUUCAAGAUUUCAAGAUCAAAUGACACAAUUAAUUUGCUGGGUUUUAUAUCGAAAUCCUAGUUUACACUAUUAUCAAGGUUACAAUGAUGUAGCUGCUACAAUUCUUUUAAUAAUGGGUCUUCAAAGAGCUUUACAUGUCUUAGAAAAAAUUUCUUUGACAUACUUAGAAAGGUUUAUGGAAAAGACAAUGGAAAAAGUAAAUCAAGAACUCUUUUUUAUAUUUGCACUAUUGGAAAGAGAACAUCCAAAACUUUUAGAACAUUUAGAAAAUGUAGAAUUGUUUCCUCAUUUUGCAUUAGCAGAAUAUACGACAUGGUAUGCUCAUAAAUAUGCGGAGAACAGAAAAUUACUACAUAGGCUUUUUGACUAUUUUCUUGGAAGUCCACCUUUCAUGCCUUUAUAUUUGAGUACAAUAAUAGUCAUUCAUAGAGCUGAUGAAAUUUUUAAUACUAUUCCAGACAUGGGGCAUACGCAUAAAGUUUUAUGUUCUCUUCCAGAUAAUUUACCAAUUGAAAACCUACUUGUGAAUGCAAAUAAUCUUUAUCAUCGAUAUCCACCAGGUACAAUUAAUAAGGAUGUACGGGAUUACGAUUUGAAAAGGCGUCGCAAAGAACAAGAGUGGAAGGCAAAAGUAGAAGCAAGUCGAAAAGAAAGGGAAAAUAAUUUAAAAAUUGUUCAGUCUCGACGAAGACUUCCUUAUCGUAUGCGAAGCUAUAAAACAAUAACUGUUGUUACAAUUAUAGCUUUGGGUUUAUAUGCAUUUUUGAAGACAUCUUCUGGAUUGAACUGACAUUAAUAGAAUUGCCUUUUUUAAAGGUAAACCAUAUGGGAGCAUUGAAACCAAAUCAUUAUAUAAUUAUAGCUGAUAUUUGUAAAUAUAAAAUAAUUAAAACUUUA
Leptopilina boulardi is the source of this 1650-nucleotide messenger RNA. RefSeq names its product TBC1 domain family member 20. Bases 194 to 1543 code for a protein of 449 amino acids. NCBI's taxonomy places the organism in Eukaryota, Metazoa, Arthropoda, Insecta, Hymenoptera, Figitidae. Gene Ontology annotation, biological process: positive regulation of GTPase activity; endoplasmic reticulum to Golgi vesicle-mediated transport. Gene Ontology annotation, cellular component: endoplasmic reticulum membrane. The record is from RefSeq and is a predicted model, not a curated record. The transcript has 6 exons. Gene Ontology annotation, molecular function: GTPase activator activity.